Molecule: messenger RNA, 561 nt
Organism: Anthostomella pinea
Lineage: Eukaryota; Fungi; Ascomycota; Sordariomycetes; Xylariales; Xylariaceae
Source: the annotation of a GenBank genome assembly
AUGGCCCAACCCAACAACUCCAGCAUGCUCUCGCGCAUCCCACCCGAGCUCCGCAACAUGAUCUACAGCCUGGUCCUGCGAAGAGACGAGCCCAUCAUGAUCCGGCCGUGGGGCUCACGGUGCGACAUCCCAGCGCGGAUGAAAGGCAAGAUGAUGAAACUAGACGCAACAUCCCUCGCCAACGACGGCGACGCCAUCUACCAAAAGUUCCGGCAGAUCGACCUGCGGCGCGAGACCCCACGCGCCAGGGGCCACUGCGCGCUCCUGCGCACCUGCCGCGCCGCCAACGAGGAGGCGUCACCAAUCCUAUUCCGGGCCAACCGCCUCGUCAUCGACGACCCGUUCUUCGGCCGCGACUGGGCCCUCGACCAGGGGCCCCGUCGUAUCAUGCUACUACGAGAAAUCUCGCUAUGGAUCCGCGCGAGUAGGUACGGGCACCCGGACUGGCUGGAUUUGCUGAUGGAGUUGGAACAGGCGUCCUGGGAGAACCACCGGUUGCGUGUGAAACUGAUGAUUGAAAUGCCCGUCAUCAAGGAACAUGGCGAUGAGAUCUCGUCGUAG